AUGCCAUACGUGGCUCAUAAACGGCUCGUGACUGUAAUCCACUUGCCGUACCAUACCGUGUACCAUGGCGGCAGUUUACCAUCGCUGAUACCGAUAAGAGUUCAUGCGCGCGUACGUCCCAGCGUCCUUGCAGCUGAGAUCAACAGGAUACGCAAUCUGACGAGACCGUCGACCGAAUCCUACACGGAAAAGUAUCUUCAAUCCAAGGAUCACAUCACGCAGUUUAUUUUUAAUUCGCGCCAGAUUGGUAAACGGUUUAUUUUUAAUUCGCGCCAGAUUGGAAAUCCCGACGAAUUGCAUUAAAUCUUCAAACAGGAGCAUCAGCAUAACCGAUUACGAGGCAAAGGUCAGGGGGAACUGGUACGCGGAAGAAGGAAGUGGGAAUAGAGAACCACAGAGGAGACCAACAGGGAAACGGGAGAUCCUGGUCCGGUAACAGGCCGAAGUGAAAAAGAAAGAAAAAGCAAAAGAAGAAGAGAAAAAGGAAGAUACGACACGGUGGAAUGAUAAAUUCGCGUUCACGCGUGUUUUUUUGUGCCUGGCCCGGAGCGGCCCCGCUCCUGCUUCGAUCUUAAUCGACGAUCUUACGUCACGGAUGCAAAGUUACAACCGGUUUCAGACAGCGAGCCAACCUUACGAACUAUGUUUACACGUAACGUGUGUCAGCCCUGUCUCUCCUUCUUUUUUCCCCUCCCCCUUUUUUUCUUUCCUUCUUUCUUCGGAGUGACGAAGGUCUUCUAGUCGAAGGUGUCGGACAGGUUUGGAUAUUGCUUGAAUGAAAUACCUGGGGGAACGAUUAUGCAUACGGCUUGCGAGGAACUAUCGUGCAAAGUAAGCAAAGUUAAAAUAACUAGGCUGCGGAUUUUCGCGAAACAUCCAUGGUAUGACACUUCUCUGGGCAAUUUUCUAUCAAGCUUCAAUUCUUUUAUCUUCGUAAAAAUAUAAAACUGAAUAAUAGUAAUAAUCUUCGAAAUAAUUAAAUGUACAGUAAUACCUUCAUUCUUUAUUCAGAUUCAGACAAGCUGAUAUUUGGCUGACUGGUUGGAUAGAUUUUGGCAUUGUUUGA
Molecule: messenger RNA, 1066 nt
Organism: Heterotrigona itama
Lineage: Eukaryota; Metazoa; Arthropoda; Insecta; Hymenoptera; Apidae
Source: the annotation of a GenBank genome assembly